UCUAGGCGGGACUAGCGCCGUCGUCGCCUUCGUGACCGGCCGCGCUCUCCCGGUUCCGAGCGGGUGCUCGAUGCGUGGCGGUGGCUGGCGGCGGGGGGCGACCAUGGCCGUGAUGUCGCUGCGCGUCGGCCGCCGGCGGCUCCUGGCCGGCCUGGUGGUGCUGGCGGCGCUGGGCUGGUCAGCCGGCGUCUCGGCAUCGGACACCGCAACCUCCAGCUGCCGUGAUUCCGCCCCGGCGGAGCGAAUCGCCAGCAACAGGACUAAGGCCUUUCCCGUCGUUACCUUUGACUUUGAUCAUAUCCGUCCCCAGUUCAUGGUGGCCCUGUGGAUCUUACUAGCCUCCUUAAUGAAGCUGGGUUUUCACUUUCUUCCGAAGGUGCCCUCGAUUGUCCCAGAGAGCUGUGUGCUGGUGUGUGUGGGCCUCGUUGUCGGAGGUCUGAUAAAGGGCGUAGGGGCCGAGCCACCAAUCCUGAAGACAGACGUGUUCUUUUUCUUUCUCCUUCCCCCCAUCAUUCUGGACGCCGGCUACUUCUUGCCAUUCAGACCAUUCACAGAGAACCUGGGAACGAUACUGAGCUUUGCAGUGAUCGGAACGCUGUGGAACGCGUUUUUCGUUGGAAUGCUGAUGUACGCAGUGUGCCAGUUUGGUGGGAGCGAUCUGAAAAAUGUCAGCCUGCUGGCCUGCCUGGUUUUUGGCAGCAUCACUUCAGCGGUGGAUCCUGUGGCGGUGCUGGCUGUCUUCGAGGAGAUUCACAUCAACGAGUUGCUGUACAUCUUGGUGUUCGGAGAGUCUCUGCUCAACGAUGCAGUGACUGUGGUGCUCUACCACCUUUUCGACGAACUUGCUGGUGCCACUACAAUCGGAGCCAAGGAAGUGGUCCUGGGAUUCCUGUCAUUUUUUGUGGUGUCUAUUGGAGGUGUCCUUGUUGGAAUUUUCUUUGGAAUUUUGGCUGCCUUUACCUCCCGCUUCACGUAUCGCAUUCGGGUUAUCGAGCCCCUCUUUGUUUUCCUCUACAGUUACAUGAGUUACUUGUGUUCGGAGCUCUUCCAUCUUUCAGGAAUCAUGGCCCUCAUUGCCUGUGGUGCAGUCAUGCGUCCUUACGUGGAGGCAAAUAUAUCUCAUAAAUCGCACACCACCAUUAAAUACUUCUUGAAGAUGUGGAGCAGUGUCAGUGAGACUCUCAUCUUCAUCUUCCUGGGUGUGUCCACUUUUGCUGGGGAACAUGAUUGGAAUUGGAUCUUCGUGACCAGCACAGUGCUAUUCUGCCUGAUCGGUCGAGUCCUCGGUGUUCUGGGUCUGUCUUUAGUACUUAACAGAUUCCGCAUUGUGAAACUCACUCCCAAGGACCAGUUCAUAAUUUCAUAUGGGGGCCUACGAGGAGCUAUUGCCUUUUCACUUGGCUACCUGCUGAACAAAAAUUUCCCUCGAUGCAUGUUCCUCACUGCCAUUAUUACUCUCAUCUUCUUCACUGUCUUUGUUCAGGGGAUGACCAUUCGACCGUUAGUUGAAUUGCUUGCUGUGAAGAAGAAACAAGACACCAAACGUUCCAUUAAUGAAGAGAUCCACAUCCAGUUCCUGGAUCAUUUACUGACUGGUAUUGAAGAUAUAUGUGGACAUUAUGGACAUCAUCACUGGAAGGACAAGCUGAGCCGGUUUAAUAAAAAAUAUAUUAGGAAGUGUUUAAUUAGCGGCGAAAGAUCCAAGGAACCACAGCUUAUUGCAUUUUAUCACAAAAUGGAGAUGAAAAAUGCGAUUGAGAUGGUAACGACUGGUGGCCUGCCCAAGGUUCCAACGUCAGUGUCCAUUCAGGAUAUGACAAGAAGGGGUACAGCUACUGAACGACUGCUGCCCACACUUUCUAAAGAAAAAGAGGAGGAAGUCCGGAAAAUACUUCGAGAGAAUCUCCAAAGAACGAGACAGCGGCUUCGAUCCUAUAGCAGGCAUACUCUGGUUGCUGACUCAUACGAGGACCACUGGAGCCAAAUAAUUCUGAAACGUCAAAGAUUGCAGAGCUCUGAGCCACGGACACCUUCUCAGGUAUUAACUCAGCCUCUCGACUGGGAAUCCCCAAGGGCUUCCAAUCUAAAAGUGGAAUCAGAUUCCAUGAACAAUGAAGGCAUUGAUCCUGCAGAAAACGUGCUAGUGGUCUCUGUUAAAUUGCCCACCGAUUCCUCCUCGUCGACAAUCGAUACUUUACGCAAACCGUCUGCAUUAGAGCAGGAAGACAGAAGUUUCGAUGUUACACGUUCACAUUCGCCCGUCCCGGCUGCCUCAGCCAGUCAGCGCAUCCUGCGCUUUGUGAGUGACCCAGGACCAGACAGCAAACCUGAUGACAACGACCAGUCAUAGAACCAACCAAGAGGUGUCCACUAAAUCUCAGUUCCUGCCAAUGCCAUUCGUCAGCCGAAUUAUGUUUGAAGCCUGUUUCUCAUGGUGUAUUUUCAGAGAUAAAAUUACCGUGUCACGGAGCAGUGUAAAUACCAAUCUUAUAACGGGGAGUAGGGGACAAAAAAAAAGUACUGAAAUUCUGUUUGUGGUAGAUAUAUUUUUGGUUGAUAUUAUUGAGAAUCCAGUUGAUAUAAUUAAUGGAUAACAUCCUCUACAACAAUUGUCAAGUAUUCAUUCCAGGAGCUGUUCCCUGGUAAAUCUGUCAACAUCUCUUCAAAUGGCAGAACUGGGGCAUACAAAAGAGCCACAACACUUCGAGAAACAGGCUCUGAUUCAAAGGUCAGCAUCAGGUCAAGCGCACAAACUGUAUGCCUUGAAACCAAAAGACAAAUUUAUUUUUCUAGUUGUUAUCAGAGACUGCUUUUCAUCGGAUUGUAUUGAAGUACUUCCAUUUUAAAUUGUAUAUUCUCAUUGUGAUAGAAAGAUAAUCACUGCUAAAUGUCCGCAGGGCCCAAUUACAUAUAACGUCUAAUGAGUGCCAGUAUUUCAACUUGUGGAAUGCACUAUUCACUGGAGUUGGGGACCAAAUCACUGGCAAUUCUGGUCCAGCCAGCGAUUCCAGUUUAAGCCAUUUUAACCGUGCAGCCUUUAUUCCAGAUGUUGGCAUUAAAGGGCUCACUGGAGCUCCAGCUGGCAGAGUAAUGAAGAACAGGAAAAAGGACAGGCGUUGGGCGUGCAGCAAGGUUUAGUGCAGAGGAUUUAGUUUGUCAGAAUGCAAAGGGGAGGUGGGGGGGCAAGGUGGCUGGGUGAGGCGGUGUGGGUAGUUUGACUGAGCCCAAUAGGAGGUUGAAUGUAAGGAAUGGAGCUGAGCACAUUUUGAGGGAGAGGUUUGGGAUGACUGAUUGUAUUGUGGGGGUUGUAAGAGGGAGAACAUAAUCAAGGGCUGGUACGGGGAGGUAAGAUUUGGUCUGGCUAAAUAAAGUAUGAAGAGAUGGGGUGGCUGGGAACAGAGAUAAGGGAUAACCAGGUGGGGGUGGGGAAUGAAGGAGCCUAGAGGGAUGAGUUAGUAGUGUGCUUAGGUUGGGGAUGGGCACAGUGGGUGAUGGUUCAGGUGCAACCCACCACAAUUUAAGUUUGUUUGGGACAUUUUAUAAAUGAACUUGAAAUUGGCAGCACAAAAUGAACCAGAAGUGACACCCUGUUUAGGACAGUGGUGAAUGUUGGUAGCUCGGGUUGAGGGGUUUGAUGUCGCGGUGUUUGACAAGCUUGGCAAUUAGCGUGCAGAUGUUUAAACACCAGUUGAGGUGACGUCCUUGGUGUAUUUGUAUAGCACCCCCCCGCCCCUGCACAGUCCUGAUUGGCUACCCCUCAGUUGACCUUUGAAUUCUAUUGACUUGCGUUUCAUUGGCUCUUAGAUGUUCGUAGAUGGGGUCUUUUUUGAUAUGUUUGUUUACGGAUUUGAAGGUCAACUGAAGAGGUAGCCAAACAGGACUGAGGCAAGCAAAUGGGUGGGGGGGGAUUGGCAGGGGCUAUAUAAAUACAAGCACUCCCAGAGAGAAGUACCAACAACUGCACACUCAGCACAUCACCUCGACUGGCGAUGAACUGCCAAGCUCGGUGAACACCACAACAUCGAAUGACACCCUGCGUUGAAAUCGAGCUCAGGCUUGGGGUCAGAUCAGGAGAUCAGGUGUCAGCUUCUAAUUCACAGAGGGAAUCAGGCCCAAGCUCGGAGUGUUAUAGGACUCAGUAAACGCCCGUAAUUUUUGUUGACCGUCAUUCCGCAUUCCUGAAACAGGGAGACUAAACAUCUCUAAGGGAAGAUGGUCAUUGGGAAGUAUGUUGGUAUUGAAUGAUUUGCUGCUCUCACUGAUUUGCUUUCAAGAAUAUUAACUAAGUGAUUAAUUUAUGCACUUUUUUUCAAAAUAACUUGUUUACAUAUGUUUCAGUACACAAGGAGGAAUAACUUGUUGUGCUGUGGGAUAUUUGGAGAUUCUGGUGAGUUGCUGUAAUGCUGGGAUAUUGAUUUUGUUUUUUUAUGCUUGUUUUUCAGAAGCUUUUAUAUUUGUGGAAAGAUAUAUAUUCAAUUAAUUCUAAUAUUGCCGUGCCUGUUCAAUAUGUCAAUUCAAAAGCUUGAAGUGUUCUUCCCCUGCAACACCAGGGAGUACAUCAAGUAAGGGCUUUAGCUAAGAUCUGUAAACUGUAAGUCUGUAUACGUGGUCGUGGAAGGCCCACCCUGUAAGAUCAUGUGUCAAUCAAUGGUCUCCUGUCCAUCUCAGUUUUGGACCAGAUCUCAAGAGGGAAGCAGGAUGGAAUCAGAUGUCUGGAUCCACCAGCUGCAGAUAUCACAGAAUCCAGAACAGAGAAGCUUCAUUCUAUCAAAUGCCUUCUCAAAAAUGGAUUAAUAAACUGCAACCAGGCUCACGUGAUGAGUCUGAGUUCCGUUUGAGAAACGGUUGUAUGUAGAAGCUCCAACAUAUGGGCUUUGUUUAUAUGAGAAGAUUCCUUGUUGGAAAAAAAUCCAUACUUUGUAAACAAACAGGGUUGCACUGUGUAUGUGAAUAUGAGUUGGAUGCCUUACAAGCAUUGACAGAAGCCUUGAGACUCACUACAAACAUAAAUUGAGGGGGGAAUUUGCUAAAGAUGACACAAUAGGAACUAGCCGCACAAAUGAAACAGCUGAAGUUGCACCAUCUUGCACGUGGGUGGCAACAUCGGACAAACUCCACAGUACACGACUGGGAAUGGGUUAAAGGUGGCAGAUGGAUCUAACCUACGGCACAGAGAACAUCUCUGCACAUUUAGACAAAUGGAUAACCCUUACCCUGAAGAAUAAGCAGCCAGUGCAUAGAUGAGUAGCAAUAUUGUAGGAUUUUGUGAGUUUGAGGGCUUUAAUUGCGAUUAUGCUCAUGUUAUGUGUAUCUAAUGAAGUUGCUGAAAUCGAGUUGUUGGUAAAAGUUUUGUUUUGUUUGGUCUCCAGCUACUUGUGGCAUUUCUGCCAUACUCUGAUUGUGUACGGCAGUACUUGGUGUCUCCGAUUCCUAGCCCACAUGGUGGCAUCCUUGUACUAGACAAAUGCAGGAGUCAGUUUUGAUACUGUGUAUGUAACAGAGGCAUGGUAUAAUUA
This is a messenger RNA of Mobula hypostoma (lesser devil ray), 5516 nucleotides long. It is a transcript of the gene slc9a1a, whose product is annotated as solute carrier family 9 member A1a. Gene Ontology annotation, molecular function: sodium:proton antiporter activity; potassium:proton antiporter activity. Bases 71 to 2350 code for a protein of 759 amino acids. The record is from RefSeq and is a predicted model, not a curated record. Gene Ontology annotation, cellular component: plasma membrane. NCBI's taxonomy places the organism in Eukaryota, Metazoa, Chordata, Chondrichthyes, Myliobatiformes, Myliobatidae. The transcript has 12 exons. Gene Ontology annotation, biological process: proton transmembrane transport; potassium ion transmembrane transport; regulation of intracellular pH.